Molecule: messenger RNA, 1959 nt
Organism: Papaver somniferum (opium poppy)
Lineage: Eukaryota; Viridiplantae; Streptophyta; Magnoliopsida; Ranunculales; Papaveraceae
Product: phytoene synthase 2, chloroplastic-like
Exons: 6
Coding region: 392-1690 (432 amino acids)
Biological process (GO): carotenoid biosynthetic process
Molecular function (GO): geranylgeranyl diphosphate synthase activity
Source: RefSeq, a predicted model, not a curated record
CGUUGAUUUCAUGGAACUUCUUCAUCUCCUUCCCUCCUCUUAUUACAAUUUGAUUACAAAAAAACGAACUACUGACGAAUACAAAGCAGCAAGUGGUAGUAGCAGUAGUAGAAGAAGAAAAGGAUAAAAGAGAAAUUAGUUUUCAGAAGAAAAAAAUUAUAAUUUACUUUAUGUUCGAUAGAAAGCCUAAGUGAGAAAACAAGAAAACACAAAGACUUCAAAAAAGAAGGUCCAUCUUUGAUUAAUCUUGUUUUUUCUUACUUGGGUUUUGUUUAAAUUCAUUUUUCGAUCAAAGGGUUUCAUUUUUGAAUCAAAGGGUUUCAUUAAAGAUUGUAUUUUUAGAGGAGUUAUAGUGAAUGUAUUGAAAAGGGUGAAGUAGAGGGAGUGAAUAAUGUCUUGUGCUUUGUUAUAUGUAGUUUCACCAAAUACAGAGAUCUCAAAAUUCAUUUCAUAUGGAUUACCUGAUUACUCCAUUAAAGCUGCUUUGAGUUCAAAUUUUGAUGGGAGAAUUAAAGGGAAGAAGAAAGGAACAAGAUGGAGUUCUUUCUCUUUUACUUCAGACUUGAAGUAUACUUGCUUGAGUGGUGGUGGGUCAGACAAUGCUGGAAAUUUCCCUGUUGUGUCCAGUUUAGUUGCAAAUUCAGCAGCUGAAGUUGCAGUUUCUUCAGAGCAAAGGGUUUAUGAUGUUGUGUUAAAGCAAGCAGCUUUAGUUAAGGAGCAAUUGGGGUCUUCUGGGCAAAUUGAUGUCAAGCCUGAUAUUGUAGUUCCUGGGACUCUAAGUUUGUUGAGUGAAGCUUAUGAUCGGUGUGGGGAAGUCUGUGCUGAAUAUGCUAAGACCUUUUAUUUAGGUACAUUGCUCAUGACACCUGAGAAGCGUAAAGCUAUUUGGGCAAUCUAUGUGUGGUGCAGGAGAACAGAUGAGCUUGUUGAUGGGCCUAAUGCUUCUCACAUAACACCCAAGGCACUAGACAGGUGGGAGUCAAGGCUGGAGGAUUUGUAUGCAGGUCGUCCAUAUGAUAUGCUUGAUGCAGCCUUAUCUGACACGGUUCAAAAAUUUCCCGUCGAUAUACAGCCUUUCAAGGACAUGAUUGAAGGGAUGAGACUGGACCUUAAGAAGUCAAGAUACAAGAACUUCGAUGAACUCUACCUUUACUGUUACUACGUAGCAGGAACUGUUGGCUUAAUGAGUGUUCCUGUAAUGGGCAUCGAACCAGAAUCAAAAGCAACUACCGAGAGCGUCUAUGGUGCUGCUUUGGCAUUAGGAAUUGCAAAUCAGCUAACCAACAUUCUUAGGGAUGUCGGAGAAGACGCAAGAAGAGGAAGGGUUUAUUUACCACAAGACGAGCUGAUGCAAUCUGGGCUUUCAGAUGAGGAUAUAUUUGCUGGUAAAGUUACAGAUAAGUGGAGAAGUUUCAUGAAAAAACAAAUUAAACGGGCAAGAAUGUUCUUCGAUGAAGCAGAGAGUGGAGUAACACAGCUCAGUGCAUCUAGUAGAUGGCCGGUUUGGGCCUCAUUGUUACUGUAUCGCCAAAUAUUGGAUGAGAUCGAAGCGAACGAUUACAAUAACUUCACGAAGAGAGCUUAUGUAAGUAAAGCAAAGAAGGUAGUAGCAUUGCCAGUUGCUUAUGCAAAAUCUAUUUUGGGAUCUACGAAAAAAACACAGCAGACCUUACAAGCAUCGAAGAAAUAGUGUUACUUUAGAACAUACUUACGUUGUAACUAGGAUUAAUGAAAAGCCCGGAUUGCUGUAUAUUAGAAGGAAAGAAAAACUACUCUUGAUGAAUGAAAUAUCCUUACUACCACAAGUUGAUCAUGAAAUUGUUCAGGAAAGCCACAUUGGCGGAUCUUAACAACGAAGUAGUUACAUCGCAAGCAUUAUACAGAUUACAGAAAUUUUUGAUUGGAAAUCAAAUCAUAUUGAAAUUGUUGAGCAAUGAAACAAAAUUGAAAAGUCGAAAA